This is a messenger RNA of Venustampulla echinocandica, 2643 nucleotides long. RefSeq lists its product as uncharacterized. Gene Ontology annotation, molecular function: serine-type endopeptidase activity. Bases 1 to 2643 code for a protein of 880 amino acids. The transcript has 7 exons. The record is from RefSeq and is a predicted model, not a curated record. NCBI's taxonomy places the organism in Eukaryota, Fungi, Ascomycota, Leotiomycetes, Helotiales, Pleuroascaceae. Gene Ontology annotation, biological process: proteolysis.
AUGCUGGAGAAGGAUGCCCCCGCACUAGAGCAGCUAUCUCUAGAUUUCUCAGAGCGCCUUUUCCAGAUCAAAAUUGCUUCAUUAAUUGAGCAAUUGAUCACGGCUCCAUCAAACACUCGCAUUGUCGAUAACACUACAGGUAUUAUCGGAAGUGCCGGCGAACGCAGAGUUCCAAUGCAAGGUUGCAAUCAUAGUACAGUCUGCAUAUUCUCUACGAGAGACAAUAACUACGGUCUUGUCCUGGGAAUCCUUCAAGAGUGGGGAAGGGAAGCUACUGGUGGUGAAAUAGGUGGCCACGAACUUAGUCGACUGCAACUCGACUGUCUUAAAAGCCUGCGAUUCCCUGAGAUGAUGUUCCGAAAGAUCCAACUGCUUGAUGGGACGGAUGGUAACGUAAAUGCAUGCAAUUGGAUCUUAAACAACAGGACAUAUAUCGAAUGGACGACAGAGACCCAAGGCCCCCUUUGGAUCAAAGGCAAGCCAGGCGCCGGAAAAUCAACUCUGGUCGAAUACUUGGUUGAGCACUUUGAAGCCCAGAAACAGACAACUGGUUUGGUUUUGCUCUCAUUCUUUUUCAACGCCUUCGGAGUCCAGGAACUACACAAAUCGCCACUGGGCCUGUAUCGAACACUGUUGUAUCAACUUCUCGAGCAGGCACCUCGGUCGCUAGCGCGCUUCACGGAGUUCUGUGAAGAUAGAUGGCAGGUUUCUCCCGAAUUGAAAGAUCAAUGGCAUGAAAACGAGAAGAAGCUGCUUCGGUGGUACCUAAACGCUGGCCUUGACAUGCUCAAGGAAUCACCGCGAAAGGUAAUAAUAUUUGUCGAUGCAGUCGACGAGGCUAGCCAGGGAAGCGCCAACGAUGUCGUCACGCACUUGCACCAGCUGGAUAACAGAUUACGGCAGAUGGGGGUGAAAGUGCAAACAUGCAUCUCCUGUCGUCAUUUUCCUAUCCUCCCAGUUACCGAGAAACACACCAUUAUCGUAGAAAACGAGAACCACCUAGAUAUUGCAAAUUACAUUAACCGUCAAUUUAAAGAUGCCUAUAUAGUCCACGGAGACUACCAUCAAAAGUCUGGCUUUCUGGCUACCUUAGAGUCUGAAAUCAAACGCAGGUCACACGGUGUCUUUCUCUGGGUAUGCUUGGUGAUGCCUGAGGUUAUUAGGCGCUUGAAUCAAGCUCCUACGAAAACUGAUAUCAUCUUCACUGCUUUAGAUGAAGUUCAGACAAGGCUAGGGGAGAUCUAUUCUGAGAUUCUAAGCACCGUGAUUGAACCAGAUAACAGGUUUGAUGCCUAUAUGCUUCUGGAUUGGGCUACAAGAACAUACGAACCUCUUCACCUUCAUCGGCUCAUUUCCCAAGUCAAAUUCUCAGAUGCCUACACCGUUGACCCCGAACAAAUCGAAAGGGAGCUUCCUGGGAUUGAAUUCCGCGUCGGCAACUUGUCCGGCGGUCUAAUGGAAGUUUUACAGGAUGCCGAAGGAAGAUUCGCUGUGUUUAUCCAUCCUUCAGUCAAAGCCUUCCUCCUCGCGGACGGGCUUGAUGUUUUCGAACAACUUCUCGAUAAUCCACAUCAGCCCCGUCCGAAUCCUUCGAACGAGGGCCUGCCCCAGAACAUUGAACAGCCAGGAGAUUGGCAUCUCGAGAGCCCAAGACACGUCAUAUCGAGCCAUGGUCAGUCCACCGAAAGUCCCCCACAAGGCCAAGAUAAAACCCCUCAAGUGCGGGAAAGCACUUAUCCCGAGGAAAGUUACAGUUCGACAACACAAGAAGCGGCAGACCAAUGGAUUCAGCAAUGGCACGACCACUGUCUACGUUUAGUCAUGUCAAAAUUGCGAUUUUGGAUGUGGAUGACCCAUCUCUCGAUCUUUCUUCCUAAAUGGCCGGAUCAAGUCCAACGCGUCUGGACCCCCGAAAAAGGCGAAAGAAAACGGGGAAACAAGGGCACGGAGGGACUUGGUGCUGAAUUCAGUACACUCCUCUCGGUUAUAGCACCAACUGCUGAUAUCUUCGUUGCCAAGUUUUCCACUGGUAAGAGAGUCAAAUCCUCAGAAGUCGCUCAAGCGCUUGAUUGGGCGAUGAUUAAAGAGGUGGAUAUCAUCGCUUUGACUAUCACUUUUUCGAAACUAGGUUUGGGAGUUAUCCAGCAACUUCACGAUGUGGCCUAUCAAGACAUCCUCGUAUUCGCAGCAAGCGGGGGCGGGACACUGAAUAGCCCCGGACCGCUUUUCGAAGAAGCUAUCACUAUUAACUCUGCAGAUGGCUACGGCCGGACUUCCAUACGCAACCCGCCGCCGGUAGGGUAUUCAGAGAACUUUGCUGUUCUCGGAGAGGGCAUUAGCUUGAGGUUGCCAGACGGGGAGAGGAGCCCACCUUUCGCAGGCUCUUCCUGCUCCACUGUCAUUGCGGCGGGAAUAGCCGCCACGGUUUUACAGUUUGCCAUGCAGCAGGACGAUGAGGAGUUCCCUAAAUCUUACCGACGCGUUCUUCACACCCGAAGAGGAAUGAAGGUGGUGCUUCGAUAUAUGAGCUCGAGUAGAGACAGCAACUUCGCCUAUGUAGUACCGUGGAAACUGCUUUCUCACGAAGCUAGCAAUAAAUUGACUGUUGCGAGGCUGAUAACAAUACUUGAAGAGGCUAGCUAG